AUGUGGCGGAACUGCGCCGUGAAUCUUCAUGGCAGCAGCGGCGAGGAUGACGGCCGUAUCGUCCGCGGUGGCUGCUGGAUGGGCGUCAGUGGCGGCGGCGGAAGCCCGGUCGUACAGCAGCCGGUGGUGGUAGAGAGCGAGCACCGCUCUGAUUUUAUUGACCUGGUUCACGUUGGCGGCGAGGUGAUGGCAGAGAGCGAGUACCGCUCUGAUUUUGUCGACCUGGUUCUCGUUGGCGGCGAAGUGGUGGCAGAGCGCGACCACCGCUCUGAUUUUGUCUACCUGGUUCACGCUGGCGGCGCUGUGGACGGUGAUAAUGACGGAUGGUUUGGAUGGAAUGAUUCUGUCGACAUAGUUCACGCUGGUGGCAGUGUCUGCGGUGAUGUUUUCCCCACUGCUGCGGCGGAGACAAUGCCCGGAGUCCCCGCGGUGGCGGCAGGAGCGGGGGCAUCGGCAGCAGCUCCAGCGGCGACGGCGGUGACCUCUGGCGGCAGUGCUCCCCCCGCGGCGGCGGUAGGGGGGAUGGCCGGAGUCCCCGUGGUGGCGGCAGGAGCAGCGGCAUCGGCGGCAGCUCCAGCGGCGACGGCGGCGAUCUUCGGUGGCAGUGUUCCCCCUGUGGCGGCGACAGGGGGGAUGGCCGGAGUCCCCGUGGUGGCGGCAGGAGCAGCGGCAUCGGCGGCAGCUCCAGCGGCGACGGCGGCUGUCUCCGGUGGCAGUGUUUCCCCCGCGGCGGCAGCGGUGGGGCUGGCCGGAGUCUCCGCGGUGGCAGCAGGAGCGGCAGCAUCGGCAGCAGCUCCAGCGGCGAUGGCGACUACCUCUGGCGGCAGUGUUCCCCCCGCGACGGCGGCGGGGAGAAUGGCCGGGGUCCCUUCAGUGGCGGCAGGAGCGGCGGCAUCGGCAGCAGUUCCAGCGGCGACGGCGGCGACCUCCGGCGACGGUAGUGUUUCCCUCGCAGCGACGGCAGGGGAAGCGCCCGGAGGGCUCGCGGCGGCAGCUGGAGCGUCGCCAUCGACGGCGGUUCCAGCGGCGACGGCGGCGGCACCCCACGGUGUUGUUUCUCUCGGUGCGGCGGCGGGGAGAAUGGCUCGAGAGCCCGCGCAGGUGGCCACAGCGGCGGCAUCGGCGGCUGGAGUAGCGACAUCGGUGACGGCACCACCCGCGACCGCGGCGGCGGCACCGGCCGCUACGAUGGCUACGGUCGGUGACGUUCCCCCCAUCAUAUCGGUUCGGGGGGCGGCCAGCAACUGA
Ectocarpus sp. CCAP 1310/34 is the source of this 1248-nucleotide messenger RNA. NCBI's taxonomy places the organism in Eukaryota, Phaeophyceae, Ectocarpales, Ectocarpaceae. The record is from the annotation of a GenBank genome assembly.